GAUAUGGCGGCGUCAAGCGUGGUUCGGUGUGCUUGUGUCGUCGGUUGUUUUGAACAUUUAGAAACUAGUUGCGGCAUAUUAAACUUUCACGUAGCAUGCUCUGAUAAUGUUAGUUAACGUCGCUUCAAUUCAUCAUCAAUCGAGUGUUCGGGAUCCACCAUAAUGCCCAAGAAGGGACGCAAUCACAGAAAGAAGGCGAGGCGGAGAACUGAACUUGCUUCGCGCAUCGAAGAUGUGAGCGCGGAUCUUUUGAAGUGGAUGACCGCAAACGGCUUCAAACUGCACACGCAGUUGUAUCUCAAAGAAUUUUGCGAAACUGGGAGAGGACUGGCAACGCAACAGAUGCUGUCUGCUGGCGACACUUUUCUUAGAGUGCCAACUUGUCUCCUGAUAACCACUGAGACAGCUUUGUCAAGCAGCUUGCGCGAUUUUGUUAUCAGGAAUCACAGGCAACUCGCACCUAUUGAGGUGUUGACACUCUUUCUUAUGAAUGAAAAGCUCCGUGGCCACGAUUCAGAGUGGCGUUUCUUCAUAAAUAGCUUGCCGACGACAUACACGACACCUGUGUACCUUGGAAGCAGACUGCUUGCCAAACUGCCGUGUGACAUGUUUCGCAGAGCACAGACCCAAGUGUCCAGGAUUCGAAGCACUUUCUUAAAGUUACGGACUUUGCUAACAAAGGAAAACGGCGAUGGCAACUCGCCACUUUCUAGCCUUUCAGAGAACUUUACGUGGUGUCUGUUCGUUUGGGCUUGGACUGCUGUCAACACACGUUGCAUCUUUAGUGAACACAAAACUGGACAUUCUCUUUGGGACGAUGACAAGUGUGCCCUAGCUCCAUUUUUGGACUGUCUGAACCACCAUUGGAAGGCCAGUGUGAGAACUGCAGUUGUGGGAUCCUAUUUCGAAAUUGUUACAAACAACAACUACCAGCCAAAUGAGCAAGUUUUCAUUAGUUAUGGCUCACAUGACAACAGGAAGCUGUUACUAGAGUAUGGCUUUGUGCUUGCCAACAACCCAAAUGAUGUAGUCGUCAUCACAAGAGAGCACCUGUUUAAGCUGCACUCCUGGAAGGCACAGGCAAUUCCACAUUUUCCCUUAAAGCUUUCUUUCCUGGAGGCAAAAAAUGUUGUGAGCGAGUCUUGUGGCUUUACUGUGGAUGGAUUGACAUGGAAUGGGAGAAUUGUAGUGCAAGUACUAUCUCAUCCCAAAGCAUCAAGGUUGGAGUGGAACAAUUUGCUCUUUCAAACUGGUGAAGAGGAACUUGACGAACAACAGUGCCAGUUGGUGGUUACUUUAGUGGAAGCCAUGUUACGCGACUACGGCACUCCACUACCUGAAGGCAAAGACUCGUGCUCACAGACAGUGGCUGCAUUUAUCAAGGAGGAGACUAGUAUCCUUGCGAAGCAGCUUCAACACUAUAUGAGAUAAAUGUGUUCC
Molecule: messenger RNA, 1440 nt
Organism: Rhipicephalus sanguineus (brown dog tick)
Lineage: Eukaryota; Metazoa; Arthropoda; Arachnida; Ixodida; Ixodidae
Product: SET domain-containing protein 4
Exons: 7
Coding region: 163-1431 (422 amino acids)
Biological process (GO): peptidyl-lysine dimethylation; peptidyl-lysine trimethylation; peptidyl-lysine monomethylation
Molecular function (GO): histone H3K36 methyltransferase activity; transcription coactivator activity; protein binding
Source: RefSeq, a predicted model, not a curated record